CAGCAGCGGCUUCCUGCUUUCAGAGCCUUGAAGCGAAGUUUUGACGACCGGGGGAGAUCGGAGCGGCGGAGGCAGGAACGAUGCGUGUGCCCGUGCUUGCUGCCGCGGCCACGCUGCUGGUGGUCGUGCUGGCCAAGGACCCGUUUUCUGAAGAAUGCAGAACAAAAGCAUAUCCUCCAUCGGGACCAACGUUCAAAGGAACAAUUCCAAGCUUCAUUAUCAAUCUUGAUUUGCCACCAAGAGAGAGAUGGGUCCAAGUGAUCCGUUCCAGAAAAGCAGAGCUGAUAUCCAUGCUUCAGAGUAUGAAAGACUUAGCGAAAGCAUUCAUCCAUAGUGGGAAAGUCCUGGCAGCAGUGGAAGCUAAAUUGAAUUGGUUAGGGAAUACCCUUCCCUAUCCUUUCGAUGAAGAGAUCAAAGGCAUUGCUUCUACUCUAGAGUAUUCUUUAGGUGAUGUUGUCGCAUUCAAUAUCUUCUAUGAAGUCUUCACAGUGUGCACCUCGAUAAUAGCAGAAAACACCAAUGGAACGCUGUUUCAUGCCAGAAAUCUUGAUUUUGGGCUGUUUCUUGGGUGGGAUGUACAAAAUAGUUCCUGGGAUGUAACGCAGAAACUGAAACCAUUGAUGGUGUCGCUGGAUUUUCAGAGGAACAACAAAACAGUGUUUAAGUCUUCCAGUAUUGCAGGUUAUGUGGGAAUGAUAACUGGAAUGAAACCAGGCAUUUUUACACUAACCCUGAAUGAGCGAUUCAGUCUUGAUGGAGGAUACAUUGGAGUCUUUGAGUGGGUGAUUGGCCAGAGAGAUGGUUGGUGGAUGAGUUUUCUCACUAGAUCUGUGCUGGAAAAUAACACAAGUUACGAAGCUGCAAAGGACAGACUGGCCAAUACAAAAUUACUGGCCCCGGCCUAUUUCAUAUUAGGCGGAAAUAAAUCUGAAGAAGGGUGUAUUAUUACCCGUUCUCGAGCUGCUGCCUUAGACAUUUGGAACUUGAACUUAAAGAAAGGUAUCUGGUAUGUUGUGGAGACCAAUUAUGAUCACUGGAAGGACCCGUUUAUUCUGGAUGACCGAAGACACCCUGCGAUGCGCUGCUUGAAUCAAACGAAGCAAGAGCAAAUGACGGUAUCAGCCAUGUACAACGUUCUCUCCACAAAGCCCAUCCUCAACAAGUUGACUGUGUCCACUACACUAAUGGAGGUUUCCAAAGCCCACAUAGAGACUUACCUGAGGGAUUGCCCUGAUCCCUGCAGUCCCUGGUGAGGACUGUACUUGCCCGUGGAGAAAGUUCCGUGCAUGGUGGAUGAUCAGUGGGAGGAAUAAGACAGAAGCCGUGCUUGUGCCACGCAUCUCUGUAGCCUGCAGUGCAUCAGAAGAUGAGCUCCUGGGCCUGGAUGUGUCUUAACUGCUUGCAGACCAAACAAUGGUUUGACCUUUCCCUCCUGGCAGGGCCUACUUUCCAAUGCCUGCUUUUCGUGCCUGAGAGGAAUCGGGCGUGCUUCUCCACAUGCUCUCUCAUAUUUAUCUUACUGCACAAUCCUAUGCACGUUUGCCUGGACACGAGUCCCAUGCUGCUCAGUCAGCCUGGGCUCCAGGCCUGCGUGCCAGAUCUGUCAAUGCGGUCUUCCAAAUGAAAAGCCCUCAGCCUGCUGCACUAACUCACAGUUGCCUCAGUGACCCUGCCCUUGUCCUGGCCUGAACAGUGGCUCAGUUCCUUCUCCUUUCUGUUUACACCUCAGACAAGCUAGUGCUUCAGGAAGGUACAGCCUGGUCUGGGAAGGGAGUAGGAGGUGUGGAGGAAGAAAAAAAAAGAUGGAGUGGAUGAUUUUAGGGAAAUGGGGGAUGUUUUUCCUCAUUUUUUCCCUCCUUAAGGCUUUGUGUCCCUGGAGAGGAACAGCGUGGCUCUCCUCUGUCCAGAGAAGUUGCCACAGCACGAACCAAACUGUUGGUUGUUGUGCUUUUCUUGUUUUGCUUUGAGGCCUGGGAGAACCCCUUAAGUUGCCAACUUUAAAGCUUUCUACUGUAUCUCCUGCCCUUUCUGAGAGAGAGGCGUGGUGAUGGGGUUGGCAGGAGAACGGUGGAGCUGAAUGAGAGGGAAGGACCAGUAAGCCUGCUCUGCUCCUCGGUUACAGCAAAGUACCUUCCAAUAUAAGCACACAAGUUUUUAAGGGUACAACUGUGGAUGUGCUUAGAGAGAAAAUUAUAGUUUCUUAGAGUUAAACUCUUAGAGUUUCAGAAUUCCCAACAUGCCCCAUCCCAUACAUCAAAACAUGCAUAGGAUUGUGUUUACGUUCCUUAUUCAGAUCAUGGCUGCCUAAUGUGGCACAGGAGUGGCAUAAACGGUUGUGACUUCUGGCAUUUCUGGCUGUAGCAUAAUUAAGCCACCUUAUUCUCUCCCCUCCCCACCCCAUUGUUUCUUGUUCCCUAGAGGGGAAACCAUGCCAGUUGGCUGCUAUAACUGUGUCGUGCAUUAAAGUAGUCCUAUCUCCUCCUCUGGAUUUUUCUUCUGUGGUACACUUACUUAAAUGUGGGGAGCAUUUCCUCAGAAAGAAAAUAGCUAUUUUUCCUCUUGGUCACUAAUUGGAGCUGUAAAUUUAUUGAAUGCUGCAAGCUGGUAUUAAGAGUGUCCUUUUAACAUAUUGUUGAUCACAAAUAAAAAUGGGAAAAUGGUC
Messenger RNA from Varanus komodoensis (Komodo dragon), 2662 nucleotides. RefSeq names its product N-acylsphingosine amidohydrolase 1 (gene ASAH1). Gene Ontology annotation, biological process: fatty acid metabolic process. Lineage: Eukaryota; Metazoa; Chordata; Lepidosauria; Squamata; Varanidae. The record is from RefSeq and is a predicted model, not a curated record. Gene Ontology annotation, molecular function: N-acylsphingosine amidohydrolase activity; fatty acid amide hydrolase activity. The transcript has 14 exons. Gene Ontology annotation, cellular component: lysosome. The coding region runs from base 81 to 1253 and encodes 390 amino acids.